This is a messenger RNA of Penicillium oxalicum, 792 nucleotides long. Its product is annotated as putative lactoylglutathione lyase (Glo1). The record is from RefSeq and is a predicted model, not a curated record. The transcript has a single exon. The coding region runs from base 1 to 792 and encodes 263 amino acids. Lineage: Eukaryota; Fungi; Ascomycota; Eurotiomycetes; Eurotiales; Aspergillaceae.
AUGAAGAGCACCAAUUCUUUCGUCACCACCCCUGAAAAUAAAGAAGGCGUCUUCUCACCCGGUGGACCAACGCCAACCUUCAACCCGCCCCCAUCCGCCGACUCAGCCGGAGGCCAAGAGACAGGCGGAAGUACCACCGAGUACCAUCUCAAUCACCUCGCCAUUCGCAUCACGGAUCCUGCCCGUUCACUCCAUUUCUACGUCGAUCUUCUGGGCAUGCGAGUCAUUUUCACUUUCAACGCAGGGCCUUUCACCAUAUACUACCUGGGCCAUCCGCCACCGGGUAUUCAGCCGGCUGAUCUGGCCAGCUGGGCCCAAGAGACGAGUCAGAUUCCCGUAUUAACCCGCACAAAGGGCUUGUUGGAAUUGUACCAUGUGCAUGGCACCGAGCAGGUUUCUAAUGGGAAUGUACCGCCGCAUUUGGGCUUUGCCCAUCUGGGAUUCAGUGUGCCUGAUGUUCGGGACGCGGUGAGUCGGUUGAAAGAGGCCGGAGUGACGAUUGUGAAGGACGUGGGUGAGUUUGAGAGGGAACAUGUGCCGCUGUCAACGUGGGAGGAGGAUCGUGGAGUGGGCCAGGGUGGAAUUCAUGAGAAUUAUGCGGCUUUCUUGCACAAGUUUGCAAUCGUGGCAGAUCCGGUAAGUGAAGCGUCCAUGAGGGUGUCCCCUUCUCUCUUCCCACCAUUUCCAAGUGAGGAUGGGGUGGGAUCUGUGCUGCUGCAAGUUCGAGGGAAAUCCCUGACACAACGGCAGGAUGGGUACUGGCUGGAACUGAUUCCACAGACGAUGGAAUGA